AUGCGCCCCUCCUUCUCUCGCCGCCGCGACAGUUCCUGGAUGCCGCGACGAAUGGAGCCGGGGUCGUCCUCGUCGUCGGGCUCCGACUCGCCGGCCCUCCGCCCCGUCAAACCCGAGCUGAAGGAGACACCACUUGGGCGUCGCGCUCGCAGCGGCGCCCUCGUCAUCAAGGAGCCCUCGCCUGCGGUGGCACCGACGAGGCGCUCCCUUCGUCUGGUCUGGCUAAAGCCCGAGCUGGACAUGCUUCCCGUGAAGCCGGAGCACGCCGGCAUGGUGCGCCGCCAGCGUCGGGCGUACCUGGAGACCCAGGCCCGUAGCCGCGCCGAGGCCCGUCGCCGCGCCGAGGAGGGCGGUGUUAUCGUCAUCGACAGCGACGACGAGGGCGAGGCCGGGCCGUCAAGCGUUGUCCGCGACCCCGGCGAGGGAUGCAGCAGGGACGCCGCAAGUGAGGCGCACGACGACGACGACGACUACACCCGCUUUUACAGGCUUCUCGGCAUUGGCAGCCCCACCUGUCAUCAAUCAAAAAGUAAAAGAAGAAACUACCUCCCCCUUUCCUUCUCCCCCGUCUCCGGACUAUUUUCUUUCCCCGAAGCGCCUCGCCUCCCCUCCGAUCCCGCCACGAAGCAAGGGCUCGCCAUGGAGACCAGCGCCAGCGGGGCGGAGCCCGCGAACGCCGGGAUCGAGGUGUCCGCUGACCCCUGCAGCUCCGCGGGCGGCGGCCAUCGACUCUCAGUGCACCAGAUCGUUGGCGGCGGCAAAGCUGCUGAUAUCAUCUUAUGGAAGUGUAAACGUGCUACUGUUGGUGUUAUAUUUGGUGCUACUAUUGCAUGGUGGUUGUUCAAGAAGUCCGAACUAUCGUUCUUGACUAUCUGCUGUGAUGUACUGCUCAUUUUGAUAGUUGUACAGCUCAUAUGGGUCAAAAUAUCUGGGUUGCUAAAUAAGCAACCUAGGCAACUGCCUGAGUUAGUUCUGUCAGAGGAGAUGGUUAAUAAUGCUGCGGCUUCAUUCCGUGUUAAAGUGAACAACAUGCUAAUGAUUGCACAUGACAUUACUCUUGGCAAAGACUUCCGGCUCUUUUUCCAGGUUGUGUCGGUCCUGUGGUUGCUAUCUGUUAUUGGCAAUUUCUACUCUUCUGUAACUCUUGCUUAUAUAGGAACCAUUGCUCUGGUGACAGUACCUGUACUUUACCAUAGACACCAGGAGCACGUGGACAGGUAUGCUGGGAUGGUCCACCGGAAUAUCUCAAGGCAUUACAAGAUCGUCGACGAAAAUGUGAUAAGCAGACUACCUAGAAGCUUCAUCAGAGAUAAAGAUGAUUGAUCUGCGUCAAAGUUUGAUGCUUGUCAUUUUUAUGCUCGUUAAAUAGUUUGGGUUUGUUGUAUUUCUGCAUCGUAGGUUGCAUCAAGUAGGUAUCUAGAUCAGUGGAAACCGAAACUUGAUUUAGGUACCUUUUCAGUGUACUGUUGAUCAAUAAGAUCAAUGCCAAAAGGGCAUGCAGAAGAUCGCAGCACCUCGACCAAUAUCCUUGAACACAUCUGUAUAGACUGAUCUACGUGUUACCCCUGAUGUUUUUUUUUCAUCUCUUUUGAGAUGGACCA
This is a messenger RNA of Triticum aestivum (bread wheat), 1601 nucleotides long. RefSeq names its product reticulon-like protein B2. The transcript has 7 exons. The record is from RefSeq and is a predicted model, not a curated record. NCBI's taxonomy places the organism in Eukaryota, Viridiplantae, Streptophyta, Magnoliopsida, Poales, Poaceae. Gene Ontology annotation, biological process: response to bacterium. The coding region runs from base 1 to 1323 and encodes 440 amino acids.